This is a messenger RNA of Osmia lignaria (orchard mason bee), 3377 nucleotides long. Its product is annotated as mitochondrial inner membrane protease ATP23 homolog. Gene Ontology annotation, biological process: mitochondrial protein processing; mitochondrial proton-transporting ATP synthase complex assembly. Lineage: Eukaryota; Metazoa; Arthropoda; Insecta; Hymenoptera; Megachilidae. Gene Ontology annotation, molecular function: metalloendopeptidase activity. The record is from RefSeq and is a predicted model, not a curated record.
GUGGGAGGACUUUCUAAGCUCACAAUCAGUCGAGCUGCGCGGAAUACCAUUCUCACGCGAAAGAAACAAUACCUGUUGAAAAGCAGUGGAUAAACAGAUCAUUAAAUAUAAUUUAUUUCUUGUAAUAUUUUAAUUAAUUUAAAUUUAGUUUUUCCUAAGUAAAACAACAUACUAAAUUUUACUUGUAAAAGCUAAUAUCACGUGAUCCUAACAUUACAUCAACUUAAAUAUAUACAUAUGUAUAUAUUCCCAAGUUGUUGAGUAAACUCACGUUAUAAUCUACAUGUUCAGUGCCGAAACAGCUUUUAUAUAGAAAUAAAAAAUCAAUUUAUAUAAACUAAUUAUUUUACAUGUGUAACAGUUAUGACUGGUAAAAGCGAUGAAGAAUCAAUUCCAGCUAAAAAUAAUAACACAGAAGCAGAUUACUCUGAUCUUUAUCCAGGAAGAAAGAAUGCUUCUUCACCAGAAAGUUGGAUAAGCAAAAUUCCUUUCUUCAGAUCUGAGAGCUUUGACAAGAUUAAAUGUGAAACAAAUGUUUAUAGCUGUUUAAAAGACAGUCCUCUAAUCAAACUUAUGGUAGCAGCAUUAAAAAGUUCAGGAUGUGAAAUUGAUAUUGGUCGUCACAUUUCUUGUGAAAUAUGCGAUGAAAGGGUAACAGGUGGAUAUGAUCAAGCUUUAAAUCAGAUUAUAGUUUGUCAAAAUACUGCUACUAGUAAAAACAGAGUUCAAAGCACUUUGGGUCAUGAAAUGAUUCAUAUGUUUGAUUGCUGUCGUAAUAAUGUAGAAUUAAACAAUAUAAAGCAUUUAGCUUGCACAGAAAUAAGAGCAGCCAAUUUAUGUCAUUGCAGUUUUCUUGGUGCAUUUGCCAGACAAACUGCUUCACCAUUUAACAUCAAAAAAGCACAUCAGAGAUGUGUCCAGGAUAAAGCUGUUAGAUCAGUAGUUGCUAUAAAAAAUGUGUCACAAGAUGUAGCAAAAGAAGCUGUAAUGCAAGUUUUUGAUAAAUGUUAUAAUGAUUUAGAACCAGUUGGACGACGAAUUCGUAGAAAUUCUCUGGACAUGAAAAAAGCAUAUUUAGAAGGACCAUUAUAUGGGUAUACGGAGUAAUGUAUAUAAUUUAUGAAAAUAUGAAACACAAUCUUAUUUAAAAAUACUAUACAAUUUCGAAAAUGAGAAUAUUAAUGAACGUUAAUAAUGGGAUUAAUAAUAAGUGUACUUAUGAUGGCGUCCUGAAAUAUAUGUAAGUUCACACGGUUAUAUGGAAUAUAAAAAUUAUGGUAAUUUUUUAAAACUAUCUAAAUAGAAGAAAAAUAUGUUGCUAUAAAAUCCAUUGCAUAUGAUAUACAAGAACAUAAUAUAGACUACAAGAGUAUCGUUUUCAACUAUAGCAUACAAUAUUACAUUUAGAUCCAGCAGAAUCAUGGCAUUUAAAUGUACAAUUUUUAUUGUAUAAGUUUUAUUCUUAUUUUCGCGAAAAAGUAUAUCUAUAGAACAAAAUAAAGAGAUUUUUUUUCUGGUGUUAAUAAAUACGUGUUACACAGCGUUCAAUUAACGCUAUGUACGAUUUUUAAGACGCUUGUGACAACCUGACAUUGAUUUUAUACUAAAGUUUUUGUAAGAAACACUUGUUUCUUCGAAAAAAACGUAAACUUUUGUACAAAAUAUAUCUCUGUCAGGUUACCAGAAAUGUGUUAAAAAUCAUGCGGACAAUUAUGCUGAAAACCUUGUGUAUAUGACGUUUAUACAGGAUGUUCUAAAAGUAAUGUACACUGUGAAAAUUAUAAAUUUUAAGCGUUAAACGAAAUCAAACAGUCCUUUUCCACUUUGCAAUUCUGUUUUAGAUAUAUAACUAAUUAGAAAUUAAAAUAACCUUUGAUAUUAACUGCAAAAUGGUACAGGACCUUUCGAUUUCUUUUAACGUAGAGAAUUUGCGAUUUUUACGACAUAGACUACUUUUUGGAUACCCUGUGUAUAUAUAUAAAAAAAGCGAUCCACAUCGUAAAAACCGCAAAUUAUGUAUAUAUAUGCUUAAUCGAGAGAUAAAUGAACACGCAUGUCACUAGCUGCUAAUUUAAUAAGUGUUUUUUUUACUCUAAGAACAGGUAAACGCGCUGCAGCUUUCCCAUGCCAACAUUCUUUCAUUAAUUUUCCCAAACCGGCCAGUGUCUGUGAAAUAAAAAUAAUUUAAUAACUAGUAUGUUACAGCUAACAGAAUAUUCAAAAAUAUGUUUUAUAAUUACCGAAUCAGAGUGCCAUCUAUUAGGAAGUGGUGGUCUAUGUUGAUCCAAACACACUAGUUUUCUCAUUUCUUCAAAAGAAGGUUCUUGAUUAUUAGAAAGCCAUUCUGAAUAUGGUGCAACAUAUUCUAGUCCAACACCAUUGCUUAUACAUCUUCGACAAACUUCCCAUAGUAUUAAACCUAAACUGUAAAUAUCUGCCCGUCUAAAAUUCUCUAAACAUUCCGUGUUUAUCCUGAAAUUAUUUCAAACUAUAUUUUCCAAUUUUGCUCGGUGCCACUACAUAUAACUUUCAAAGGUUGUUCUGUUACAUACGUUUGCUCAAGAAUUUCCGGACUCAUGUAUCGUUUUGUGCCUUGUUUCAAAUCAAUUCUAUCUGUAGAUAGGCGAUCUUGCGUUACUGCUAACGCAAAAUCAGCAAUUACACAACUCCCAUUAGUUUUAACAAGAAUAUUUUUAGAUUUCAGAUUACGGUGUGCCAUAGCUGGUUUUCCUCUAGUACCAUGAAUUUCUGUAUGAAGAUACAGCAAACCAUUGACAAUACUCAAGCAGAUGCUGAACGUUUGAUUAUGCGUCAAAGAAUGUCGUGAUCGAUUUAAGUAAUCAAAAAGUGAUCCCAUUGGAUGAUAAUGAGUUACCAGCCAAAGUUGGGUGCAACUCGCUCUACUUGUCAUGUCGCUUCCCACAUAUCCAAGAAUAUUAUCGUGUCUUGACGGUAAGAGCUGAGAAUAAACUUCCGUUUCACGAGCCCAGGCUGCUUCAUCUCGUGAAAAAUAUAUUUUUACAGCAACAUUUUCACCAUGCCAUAUUCCUCUCCAAACUUCUCCACCAAAUCCACCAUUGCUGCCACUACCAAGACACUCUACUAAUGUUACUUGUUUAGCCAAAGUUCUUUGAACUAAUAAUGGUAAACCGGAACCUGAACCACUUGUUAAACUUCUUCCAUCUAAAUAUUCCUGUUUUAAUAGAACAUUCCAAGUAAGCAUUAUGAGUUGAAAAUUGACAAAAUGUAUCAUUUUAUUUUAUACCUUCAAUGUACUGUCACCAGCUGCUGUUGCUCUAAGCUCAUGGGAAUGAUUCAUGGUAGUAGAUGUUGGAGAGGAAAAUGAGAAAUGUAAAAUAGAUGGUUCCAUUUCAGAA